AUGCUGUUUGACGACUUACCUGAACCAGUCGCUGAGAGUUUGAUCCCUUUAUUCUUUUUCACGCAAUGCAGGUAAAGCACAAAAGCGAAUAUUAGACCCCUCGGAGCCGGAGAAUACUGCUGUUGAUGAACCGAAGAGACCCUCGCUUCGUAAGCGUUGAAUCGCAUUCCGAAUUCAGAAGGUUUAUUUCGAGUUUUAGCCGCUCGUGCCGCUCAGAAGGGUGAAAGGCCGGAGAUGCAAGAUGAGAGCUUGGUCAACUUGGACUUCCGCGAAACCAUGCAGAGUAGAAUUUCAGGUGAAGUGUAGGAAUUGCUUUUGAACCCAACUGGACCCAUCAUUUACGCGUUUUACAGCCAAAGGGUCAACCUCUUUGCCGUGUUUGAUGGCCAUUCUGGUGCGCGGGCGGCCUCUUUUGCUAAGAGAACUCUCCCGAUGAAGUUAUCUCAGCGUUUCCCGUCCGGUACCUCACUCGCAUAAGUGUUAAUACCUCUUACCAUCAAAUCUCUCUACCAUAGGUGGCAUGGCUCAGAUCGAAAAGGAUAUCAAACGAAUAAUUGUCGACGCAUACAAGACAACUGACGAGGAAUUUUUGAAGGAGGCCACGAGACAGUAUGUCGUUCAUAAAAACGUUAUUGGCAUGAUGUGUAGACUCCUCUUUCCGCUCUGUAAAGCAGUUUUGACCCUUGAUUCGCGGUAUGGUAUCUAUCUGUGGCUUUUGUUAGUUUUCUGCGGUGGAGUUUACCAAUUUUGUGUCAGGGGCUAGUGCCUUAACAAAUGUUUUCUAAUGAAUCUUACAAAAUAGAGCGUUUUCGAGAAAAAGUAUGUAGGUAGAAUUGCUGAUUUGAUUCAGCUUAUCGGUGUGCUAACCCCAUGAGUUUGUUAAGUGAUUAGUUAUACUAACUGCCCACACAACACAAGGGGGUUUGGGACGCUAAAGUAAGCAUUUAAUCAUGUCCAAGGAGCCGCUCACAAAUAAGCUGACCGUCAUGCUUUUUAUGUUUGAGGCGAAGGCUAUUUCGUCACGGUCUCUAUUUUACUGAACAUGGCGGUUUUAUCACUUGCAUCCUUGCGAUUGGGAACAGCGAAACGUAGAGUAACUUUAAUCGUGACUCGGCCUUGAUUACAUCCCACUGUCCAAGAUGGAUGGCUCUGUGGCACAUAACGUUACUCUUGAACUUUACGGAAGCACAAGCUGACAGCAUGUUGAGACCCACUUAUACCGAUCAAGGAUUCAUACAGGUAAUCCCCUGCAUCCCGAUUAGCACUUAAUUCAUAAAGCGCAUCCACCGUACAAGUAAAUAUCAUAUAAACAAGCACAAGGAUAACUUCGACUAAUGAGCGAGCUUAGCUUCGAGUCUUAAGUUGGGAAGAUCCUUAACUUUGCGACUACUCCAAAGAAGCAUAAUUACCCCCAGGCUAGUUUACGAUUAAACAAAAAAUACUACCAUGGGAAUGUAAACACUUCGACCUUAACUCAGUCUGUUAUAAUCGACGAAUUCCUCCCUACUGACCCUUUUCUUUCACUUUAUCCACUAGACCGCUCAGCCGGAACCAGCCUCACUAUACUGGUUCGUAUAGUGAGCUUGGAAGGCUGCGAAGUGGUCGCGUAACUCACUCCUCAUAGAGGUAUCUUAUAGUGACUGGGAGACUGAAAAUCUGGCUGAAAUGACACCUUCGUGUGGUUUUUAUGGUACUCAUGCACAUGUAGUAUCCAAGUUGCCUGUGCCAAAGCCUGGUACAUGCUGUGGAGACCAGGUCCUGUGUGGCACACGCGGACGAACUGUCCAACCGUGACGGCCAAUGUGCCCGCGCCCACAUCCGAUCGUCUUGACUUUGCUCUGUCAUCACAUCAGAGUGGGUGAGAGAAGGGAGUGCGGCAGAUGCGGCGCAAGUCUGCUCCACUAUAAAUUAACUCUUGCACAACUCACAGGUGCUGUAUAGCGACCGAGAAUAUUGAGGAUAUCACAGACGGAUUAAUAUAGUGCACCUUGGGUAGAUUCCAGCGCAGAAAUAACUUAACAGGAUUGUUGAUCAGGUUUUCGUGAAUAUACAGACGGAUAGAGUAGAAAGGAGUUAGAUGUACGACAAUGUCUUGCUAAAGACAGAAGAAGCUUUAGAUAUAAUACAACAGUAGAUAAUACUAGAAACGAGGGUCUGUCGCAUCAUGGAAUGUUCCGUCUGAUUGUGGGGAUGACAUCGACUUAUAAUCUAAAAAACCGACGGAGAGUACAGCUCAAUGGGCAACUGCGCAAAAGGGCCGUGGGAGGUGCUUACGAGGGAAAAUAGAGAGCGUUGAGGUAGUAGUGUCAAAGAUUGCGGGGGGAAGGAACACCGGCCAUCUUCACCGAUACGCUGUUACGCCUUUCCCAUCGUGGAACCCGCCAAAAUGCAAGCCUAUCCCGAUUCUGUGGGGCGUUCCAGCUGCACUCACUUCUUGCCACGCACGGUGGACUUUAUUGUUUGCAAUAGUCAGACUACCAUACUUGAUAUCUUGACCGAGACGCGCAAGCUGCUGGGCAUAUACGAUUCUGACACAUUGACGUCGUUAGUUGAGUGUGCAAACGUAUCGGUACUAGUUCGCAACAUCUACGCUAGAUUGUUCACACCUUUUCAGGGUAGAUUACUAACUUGGACUGAAAGGAUCAGCGUUCGCUUUCGUUUCAGCCAGCUUUCGCCUUCCAUCUACUUGGUGUUCUCAACAGCUAACAGGAAAGUCAUUAGUGCAGUAUGUACCCCGUCAGGUAAGAGACUAUGCACAGUCUUCCAGUAUUGCAAGUGCGCAAAAUUUAGUAAUCCUCAAGAUUACAAGUAAUGACUUACCAAAUAAAUUUCCUAAACAAGAAUGCUUCAACAACCGUCUGAAGUCCUCUUAAGGAGGGCAUAUGUAUUGUUGAGUUCUGUUUGCCUCUAAAAAAGUUACUAUAGAGGUUGUCGUUUGUGGAUUACGCAAGGGUUCAACGGCAUACUAUAAAGAGGAACGAGCUCUAACAUCUCUGCAAUAGGCGCUCUCAGGGCAGCUGUCAGAUGUGGGGCGAUGUGAAGCUGCGUCUGCACUCUGAUACUACGGGACCUUUAUGGUAACGAGAGCGGACUAGUAAACUAUUCCAGAGCCCUACUAACAACCAGUUUCGGCUGCUUACUGAGAAUGUGAAACUAUUUAAAAUCGCACCCAAACAUAAGGCGAUGUGACGAAUUGAGGUAGGCCGCAAUCCUUUCCCCAACAAAGUCAACCGACCUACCAUCUGUUGUCCCGUUAAUCAUUCUAGUGCAGUCUUCUUCAACAGGGUUUGUACUACCUAGAGGACCAGCAUAGGACUAUGAAUCCCAGUCAGUCUAUUCGUAAAAGUAAUCAUGCUUUUCUAAUUUAUCCACAACACCAGAAAGCGUGAUCGCUGUGCACAGCAAUAGUGACAGUGUUCUUGCCGUUUUCUUAGAUCUCAACAGGGCCUCUGACACAGUUAGCCAUCACUUGUUCAUGACAGUUCGACUGUCGUGACCGAAGAUAUCCACCGUGUGCUCCACAGCUGGAUGAGAGCAGACACGGGGACUUUAGCGCGGAUUCGUCUAUAAUGGCAGUAGACCUGCACAUCAUCUACCGCACUCUCUCCUCCCCCACUUGGAUGCGGUGUCAAGACAGAUUCGAGAAGGCCGGAUGCGGGGGAGGGCAUAGGUGGCUGGCGCGACAAAACCUCCUACCUUGGCGUACCACUACACGCCCUGGUCUACAAAUAACACGAGGACUUUAACCAUUAACAAAAGUGGGAGGACGGCAGGGAUCCCAAUGUGCGCGACGUGAGCCGGCAACUGGACCUGUCGCCACACCCCGAAUGUUGGCAUUUGUUAUAAGUGUGAAUUUCGAUAACGCUUGCCAGAAUCCAAUCUAGCCCCUGUGUUGGUUCAGCGCAUCUGCCACGUCACCCGUUUUGGGAGUACAACUUGUUCAUACGGUGUUUCAAAUCGGCGUUUUAACCAGGAACACAAAGUGCGGCAUGGACUAUGUUGCUUGCCCACACUGGGGCUCAUCAAAAACCUAUAGUAGGAUCUCAGUAGGUCCCAGUGUUAGAGGAAGAGCUCCCUCGGUCGACAUUGUAACGUUUUUAUUUCCCCCCUUAUAUCCUUGCUUUUGUGUAUGAAAUUCACCUGAGAGUACGUAGAGAAAGUUUUUUUGAUUACUGCGGACAAUCCCUCCUCACCAACAGUCGUUUCUCACUUUUUUUAGACGGCCGCAUUGGAAGGACGGGUCGACUGCAUCACUGGUACUUCUCGUCAACAAUGUCCUUUAUAUAUCAAACAUUGGCGACUCGGGGGUGAGUGUCCUCUAUCUCCUUGAAAACCGCGCUCUUCUUUUCUACUGAUUAUUUGUCUCCUUUACAACUGUUCGGUCAAUGAUGCUACUUCUGAUAAGGUUUUCUGACAGUCUGCCACUCGCCGGCCUUACCUACUAACUUGUCAGUGUUGCGAAUCAGGCCAAAACGCGGUGCAUCUGUUUGGCACAACAUCCGGGAGGAUGGCGAACGAAUUUUUCCAUCGUCUUUUCUGCGGACAGUCAAAACUGAUUUAGGCACUUGUUCGUGAAUAAGUCUUUGCAUAUGAUGGGGGUUUCGCAGCCCCUUUGACUCGACAGCGUUAAAAUAAUUAUUUGGACGGUCGUGUCUAGCGGACGUAGACGAGCCCUGAUAAGGGUUAGUGGUUUGAGCUCAUGCAGCAGCACAACCUCAGGUAUUUUCUGAUCAACAAAGCUGUGACUCGAUUCGCUAGGUCUGCUAAUACAUGCACAGGGGGUUUUAAAAGCACUCUCGGAACCCUUAUCGUAUGAACGCUUAAGCCCAACCGACAGUGCAAGAGCCCAAAAAUUCCUCUACAUUUCUGUUUUGGAAAGUCGCUGUAGGGAACGGUCGCGGAUCAAUUCAACAUGGGAUCAUAUUUUUUCCAUUUGGUUACUUCUGGACCUGGUAGUAGGGGUCAUCGUUAUUAUAAGUUUAGCUGAUCAUCAGAACGUCGCCGUACAUAUUUUCUGUCUUAAACCUAUCUGACGUUCAUCAGUGACCGAUCUGGGUCAUAACAGCGAGAUUCCUCACCUUUCGAACUAUUUCACAAAUUGCAUACUUUGGUGUUCUCAAACCUUUAGACACAACUCCUGCUAUUCCAACUUCUUACCCCAGUGACCUUUUUGAUAUCUUCUUCCAACCUCUAUUCCCUCUCUUCGUCGUUAGUCUUAAUCGUCUCGCAUUUAUUCUCAUAACUAAAUUCACCCUCCCCUGCUCCUACUCCACACCAGCAGCCGACCUGCACGCAUAUCGGUCUAGCAGUAAAUGGUUGUCCUGAUAUGGAAAUUCCGUGUCUCGGAGUCACCACCGCAAUAUCUAUGUCGUUUUGAUCGCGAUGGCAAGAAUCUUUUUCUCCUGACGUUUCUGUUUCAUGUUUGAACCCAUAAUCAUGGAUAUAGAGCUAGACAAAGAUACAGUUGCUGCACAAGCACAUAGCUGCCAAAAUUAACAACUACAUUCGUCAUCGGUGUCUGUAGUCGAAAUGAUAAUUGAUUGUUUGCCUUUGUCCUGUUAUGAUUUUUUUACCUUUGCCGCUCGUCAACGUGAUGAUUACUCUGUCUGUGGGAGGCUCAGUGCUAUGCUCUUCGACAGUAUUCAUCUAGACUGCCCGCUGUUUAUUGGUGCAGGCAAAAAAGCUGAAUAUAGGAGAUAGGUCAUUGUGUUUGGUGGUGGGCGAUGGGCAGGACGACCGUAGUUCAAGCAGCCCUCAACUCACCUGACUGUUACCUCUCACAAGGAUCACAGGCGGGUGCUCAUUGCUUGAGGUUUGACGCUCACUCCACUAAUGAUGCAUGUUCGGCCAUCCUCUGACGAAGUAAUUUUCCCAUCACCUUCGACAUGACUGAUCUGCCCUAAAGUGUCUAAAAGGCGUAUUGCCAUAGCAGGGGCCUUUCGGUCUCACCACUACACUUUCGAUAAUUGCCCCUGGCUUACAUCCAGCCCAACUGUCAGCGGUGUGAGAAGACGCCCGGCCGCGUUUGCCAAAGAUUUAGUCUGCUCUCUUUUGUGUACUUACUGUCGACCAAAUUGAGCGGGCAGGCAUUUGCCCUGGAUACUCGUCGGAAUUAAUGCAGUUCUACAGUCUCGUCUGUCGGUUCACUGCAGUGCGUUUCAAUUCUACGAUAGAGCUGUGUUUCUGGAUGCUUAUGUGGCGGCUGUUGUCUCUCAUUUCUUACGUAGCGUUUGUUACUUUUCUGGAAACUUUGGCUUUAGACCAGUGCGGUCUUUGCGACCGAAGAGGACGUCAGCCAGCGUGCAAUGUUUUUCCGGAGACUGCAGUAUUUUGCCCGGUCUUCUGACUUGUCAUGACAGUGUAAUCUGAAUGGAACAGUAUCGUCACGGUCACCGUCAACGACAUCUACCACUAUCUUAGAUGCAAAGCACAGACUACUUCAUAAAGACGAUAAUUUUUAAGAACUCCCAAGCCCGACAAUAUCGGGUAGUGACGAAAACUGUAACACUUCCAGCAAUUAUACCGUACCGCCACAAGCACAUGCGCCAGGAUUGAAGCGGGCGGAGGCUGAAAACGCGACCGCACUGACACAACCCAAGCCAGUCGGAAGAGUGGUAAGUAGGGGCUUUAUGAUGGGGGAAGUUGUAACCUAGAAAGCAAAUGCAGAGGUCAGAAUAAGGCAAGUCAUAAGUAUGAAGAAAGUUGUUUAGGUACGCUAGUUCAGUUUGCAAACCAGCGCACAAUUUGACAAACUGUGUCUCGAAAUGUCUAGCGGGUCGCCAACCUCUGAAAAGCGACUAAUUUCUCGAAAAUCGGACGAAUCAACGAUGGUCAUUAUUUUUAAUCAAUUAUUAAUUUAGCCGAUUUUGUUGAAUUUAAUUAUUAUUGUUAUCAAAUUGAUGAGUACUCAGCCAACGAUUAUUGAAACAUUGGACAUAACCCUAAUACUAACUAUGACACUAACCCGAUCUUUCAACCCUUAACUUUACCUGACCCUAGUCGUAAGCUAGCCAUAAUUUUUAAACCUAUGCCCAAUUUCGGGCCCUAACCCUUAACCCAAACCAUAGCCGUAACUCUUAACCUAAGCCUAUCCCAAAUCCUAACCUUAACCUGGUCUGUGAACCCUAAUCUUUGCUCCAACCCAUAAUUUUUGAGCCUAAACGCAACCCUUAUUUUUAAACCUUAGCUCUAACCCUAAUCAUUGAAGCCUAAAUCCAACACUAGCCCUAAGCCUAGAUCUAAUCUUUAACUUCUGACACUUACUCUCAAACCUGACGUCAACUCCAAAACUAACCCUAACCCUUAUCUCUGAGCCCUAACCUUUAAACUCUAGUCCUAAUACAAAUUCGGCACGCCCACUCCGACCGCCAGGACCGGCAGACAACAACAAGAAAUGCCAACAGCCGGUAACCCAAUCCCCACUCGAAGCAGGCGGUAGACCCUCAGUCCUUGGAACAAGGGUAAUUGCUAACCCUGUCCCCCUCAUCGUCCCUCACCACUAAAACCAGACAUAAUUCCGUAGACCCAAAAUUUAGGAACUUGCUUCUGGGAGGAAGCCAUACCGUCCCAUUUUUCAUGAACACCAGCACGCCUACCGAAAACAAUCUCAGUAGUAACAACGGAAAGGAAUCAAGACGUGCGGCCAAGUUGUCAGCCCCCACCGUAAAGCGACAGAAGUGGCAACUUUUACGCACGAAUACGUCAACUCUGCCGAGUACCAGCUGACGGGUAGUAAGAUUACGUUAACCUAGUAGCCAAUGAGAACAAAACCAAGAAUCUGGGUUACGCGUAUGUCUACCCACAAUCUGAUGCUACGCUGGACGUGGAGGGAAAAAAAUAGUGAAAGAACGCUCUUCCAGGGGGGCACUGUUUCAGCGAGCAUUUUAAUCAACCGCAGGAAGUCUCGAUAUUGUCAGCCUGCGAUUCGUUCAGCAAGUUGCAUAUUCUUCUUUUACCGAUGGUAUCAACGUCAGUCCUGCGAAGUUUGCCUUUAAAAGGCCAAAUCGGUGGUACCGUUCAGUGUUUGACAACUAACACCAUAGCCCAUGUUCCAGGCGGACAUCACAACUUCACAUGCUAACAUUUGUGACCGUUUGUGAAGUGCGAUGCCGCCAGCUUCCUGCCCGCGGUGAACCCCCCAGGUUAUGAUUCUGAUUAAAACGAUUUUAGAUACCAUUUCCCCCCUGUCUCUUCUAAUUUUCCUCAUGAGCAUAAUUUGUGUCUAAACGAGUUGAACCUUCCUCUCACCUGUUUCUGCAGGUUGUGCUUGGUCGAAUUCGAGACACUGAAAAGGAGUCCUCAGGCAAGCAUGCGACGCCAACUACCAAGGAUACUGAUGACAGAGAGCGACACGUUCCCGAGAAAACUGCGUCUCUUUACGCUGUCUCACUGACGAGGGAUCACACGCCCCUUGAGUACGAGGAGCGCCAACGCAUUCUUAAGUUCGGGGCCACCGUGUUGAACGGACGCAUAAACAAUGCCAUCGAAGUCAGUCGCUCAUUCGGUGAUUACCAGUUCAAGAAGCAGGGCGUCACCUGCAUACCUGACGUCAACAAAUAUGACCUUACAAGUGAUGACAAGUAAGUCCUACCUUCCACAUUACCCUCCUCCUCCUGUCCUAGCCUCUGCACCUGUGCUGUUCGAUUCUGCAUUAGAACGCGGAAGAUGCUCCCAGGAGCCUCUAGCGUUUAAUUGGUUUUAUUCGAGUUGUUAUUUGUGCGUGGACCUUUCCUCGUCUGCCUUAUGCUGGUCUUCAUGCAAUCGUCCAUUCUUGCCUAAUACGGAAUUAUUCGCAAAAAUCCAUAUAAUAAGCGUUUGACGCACAUCCUCCGUGACUCUUUUCUGUUUCAUGCCACUAGUGAAAAAUGCACCGGUUCUAUUUCUUACAUUCUGUCUGCAUAUUCUCGAUGAUUUCGGUACAAUGUGUUUCGUCAUGAAGACAAUCCUUUGCACCGGUUAGGUUAAGCAGCGUAUGCUCGUCGAAUUGGCGACUUCAUGAAACCGAACCAAUUCCUCUUCAUAGUUUGGGCUAGCGUUGGGCCACUGCACUGUUCAGCUUGUGCAAAUUGACAUUCUCGAAACAAAUAUUUUCAAAUAGGGACUUCGUUUAGGUGGUAGACGUCGUAUCUUCAAGGUGGAGUGCAGACUGAACCGUUUGAUUUCCGGGGACAACAGUAUUAUCCUUCAGCCCGACGCCAUUAGGUAAGUACCGUCAAAAAUGGCAGGAGAGAGAGAGAGAGAGCUCUUACACGAACUUACCGGUGGCUAAGGCGUACCAAUUACGCCACACAAUCAAGUUGUUGAAACUGGAGAAGUCAGUUUGAGGUGGAAGUACAUUUUUGGUUAGUCAUCUUGCAUGCGUAAACAAGACGAGAGACUAGGCCACCUUUUGGCUAGCACUCGAAUAUGUUAGGAAAGUCUCGGAAGCGGUUAGCCACCUUAAAUCACUUGCAUUUGAGGUGGCACACAGAUCAGAUGCAAAUAUCAGGCGUCAAGAAAUGAAAUCAAAAGAUUUACUCCAACGGCAGGACAUGUCUGCAGUCGUUUACUGGACCUGGUGCAGUUUCGGGCAAAGCAACUAUUUUGGAGAAAGUGGGGGAUGAUCCUGGAUACGGAUGAUCGAACAGGCAGCCUCAGUGAAGCGGAGUAGCGCCAGUUCUCAAGUCGCAGCUCUUUCGGCAGGAUCCGAUCACAUCUUUAGAUCUGACUAGAUCGAUUUUUUUCAAGAGGUGACAACCACGUGGACUGUGAGCUGCUAAAUUCGUGGUUCUCCGGCCGAUGGCUGAUUAGCAACUGCAACGGCCUCCGCCCUCCUUAUUCAGCGCAAUAACUUUGCCUGUUCAGAAUAAUUAACCAUGUGGCAAAGACGCAAACGAACAACGCUUCCAAUGACAGUAUCGGUGGGUCUAAUUGUCGAGUCGCUAUCACUCCAGUAAUCAAUAUCAGUGACGAAAUUACGGCAUUCGGCGACUCGGAUGUGGACGAGUAAGCAAUCCCCGUACCAGUUACCAACAUCGGGCAUUGACGCAGGGACUGCAUGCAUGUGGUUGCAUGCAACCGCACCCUAUAAAUCCUGAGCCCCUUUGCGUUCGUCACCCUGUCUCUGACGGUGGGUUCAAGUGAGAACGUCGGGCUGCUAAAAGUCUCUUUUCAAUGAUGAAUGUAGUUGUAUAAACUCCAUCUUUCCUAACGGGUCAUGUGUCUGGCCCCGCCGGGUAUAGGUGUGAAUUGCACUAUAGCUUGCAGACUGCAGAUACUGUGCCUCGCAAAGUUAUUACGAGAAUAACGCCUCAGUCCAGUUUUAUUAAGGGAAAGACAGGCGAAUGCCUUUGAGCCCCCUAUUAGUCGCAUGGACGCCACAAUCGUCCACCUCUACAAGUGCAAAGGAAACUGCAAAAUCUGCGACAACCACCGAGGCGUCUCCCUGCUGAACAUCGCCGGGAGGGUCUUCGUUAGCAUCCUUCUCAACCGCCUGAACAGGAUCUUAUGCCGGAAAGCCAGCACGGCUUCCGUCUUCGUCGUGGGAUCACCGGCAUGAUCUUCGCCGCCCGUCAACUGCAGGAGAAGUGUCAGGGGAUGCGGACCCACCUUCGUGGAUCUGACGAGCGCCUUCGAAACGGUGAAUCGCGAAGGACUGUAGAAAAUCAUGCAGAAAUUCGGCUGUCCCGAACGACUCACUCAAAUGGUGCUUCAGCUCCACGAUGGUAUGAUGGCGCGAGUCACAGACAAUGGAGCUGUCUCAGAGGCAUUCAUAGUGACCAACGGAUUAAGGCAGGGCUGCGUCCUCGCGCCUACCCUCUUCAGUCUCACGUCCUCUGCCAUGCUGAUGGACGCCUACCAUGACGAACGCCCUGGGAUCCUCAUCGCUUACAGAACGGAUGGCCACCUCAUCACAGGCGGAUGCGCUUCUAAUCGCGUUAUCCAUAACUGCCGUUCAUGAACUUCUCUUCGUCGACGACUGCGCCCUCAACACCACCUCGGAAGGGGACAUGCAAAAGAGCAUGGAUGUCUUUGCCGCCGCCUCUGGAAAACUUUGGCCUGGUCAUCAACAUGGAUAAGACGGUGGUCGUGCAUCAACGCCAAACUAAAGGUGUACAGGGCAGACGUUCUGCUGACUCUGCCGUAUGGAACGGAGACCUGGACGGUCUACAAGAAGCAGGCGCGGAGACAAUCACUUCCACCUCACCUGUCUUCGACGGAUACUGCGGUGGAGAUGACAGGACCGAACCCCAUACAAGGAUGUACUGGCAUGGACGGGAAUCCUCAUCAUCUACGCCAUGCGGAGACAACUGUAAGUGUGUUAGAGCGGCCUCCUCGUGCGGAUGGAGGACGAGCGGGUACCCAAAAGACAUGUACGGAGAUGUCACCGCGGGUUCCUGCCGCCAAGGAGGCGAGAUCUGUCGCCACGAGGACACUCUGAAGACUUCCCUGAGGCGUCUUCAGAUCAACCCGGCCGAUUGAGAAGACCUCGCUCAAGACCGACCGUCCUGGGGGAGGACAGUGAAGACGGGCACAGCGAUCUAAGAAGCCAACCGUAUCACCGCCGCCAAAGCCAAACGCGAGACUCGUAAAUCUUAACUGCACCCGCAACGCCAACGCUCAAUGGCCCCCGACCCGCCCACGCUGCCAGCGGACCUUCCGGGCACCAAUCGGCCUUUUAGGACAUCUUCGUGCUAGCUGCAGCACCCGGACUACACCAGCCGCUGACCCCCCCCCCCCGUCAAACUCUUCCUCGUCUCCAACACGGACAACUAACACUGACUGCAAUCCCGAGCCCCCUUCUACAUCGCCUUAACAUCUGCUGCGGCGGCUUCCGUACCCACUACCCCUAUACACAAUCCAGACGCGCCAAAAAACACAAACAUUAACCGUCACCGUGAUGGCUAACGAUGUGGACUCGGUCGAUACGUGUCCUUAUUGCGACUGCACCUUCACCUCACGCAUCGAUCUGGCCGGUCACUUGUGAAUCCAUCUCACAGAGACUGGUGAACCAGUGCCUGAAGCACCAACCUACACUCGCCGCAGUCGCCUCCACUGUCCACACUGCCCCCGCACCCUCACUCACCGCAUGGGUCUAUUUGGUUUGACACACCUAGCACCUCUUGCACGUCCAUCAUGCUUAGCUCAACCCAAAUCCCGCCGCCCAGCACGGCCAUAAUCAGCAGCCCCACCACUGCGACCAUCUCCGAAGCCGACACCCCGACCCCUCCUGUCCACACUUCCCUGGUACAUUCACCCCACGCGUCGGCCUGGUCAGUCACUUGCGAAUCCAUCUCACGGAGACAGGCGAACCAGUGCCCCGAGCACCAACCUACACCCGACGCAUCCGUCUUAACUGCCCUCACUGCACCCGCACAUCCAUCCACUACAUGAGCCACAUGCACAUCCACGAAAACCUGCGGUAGACAACUGCCGGCUAUGCCAAACCAUCACAUCUUCCUCCACCAACACCUGAAUCACACAACAUCAUCACCCACCAUCAGCAUCAAAUUGCCACCUCCCGCGCAUGGGGGAAGUGUACGUCUCGGCUCCGUCUCCAUGCGGCUCCCAGGGGGCUGUUGAAUGAAACGCCAGGGUGCGGGCUCGACCGUGCCAUCCACCUGCGCCCUCCCCCGCCUCCGGUAUUGACUGUCUUGACACCGGGCCUAGGUGGGUAAGGAGGAGAGAAUGCGGUAGAUGCAGCGCAAGUCAACUAUCACUGUAAACUAUUUCGCACACAAGUCACCGUCCCUGUCCCACCUUUUUGUGGGGCAAACGGUGGACAUCGUCGGAAACGACGGUCGAACUUUCAGUCGCAAAAAAAUCACCAGAACGUAAAGGACCCUGAAAAGGGGAUUGUUUACAUACAACAGUCAAGUGGCUGUGUUGGUCAAGCUUCCUUUUAAAAGUGUCCAUGGAUGGGGGCAGGACGACGUCCGCAAACGGAGCUUUCCGGGCCUUUAUGGCUCUGUUAGAAAAUAAAAACCUCCCUUGUAACGUUCUCACGUAUUUGUGCGCAAACUCGUUACGUUCGACUCGGUCUUUCAUUAGUUUAACAGGCAUGCUAACUUCUACAAGUCGGGUGUAUAGCUUGGCCGUAUAUUGUGCGUCCCCUAACACUAAAAGACUCGUGUAUUGUCGAAGGUCCGCCAAAAGCCUCGUUCUACUUUUAAGGGGUCAAUUUGACGUGAACGUUUGUUUCUGACUUAUUAUCUUCAGGCCCGUUAUAUUACUUUGCAACAAGGUAUUACACCUGUGCGGAUGACAAGGCAACUGGCAUGGAAGGGACAGGAAAAUAUUUGCACGUGGCCAAGAACCCAAGUUGGACUCUCUCCUAGUGGACAAGGGUUCCUCUCGUAGAUGGAUUCAGUUCGGUCAUUAGGUGGCGGAAGUGCUUGACUUUCAUUAUUCCUUCGGAUUACCUCUUCAUCCGUCUCAUCCGUGCCCGUAUUUCGAAAACAUCUUCGUGCCCAACUUGAAACCUAUUGCUAGUCGACCCUACUCCAAUUCUGUCAUAGUCUCUAGCACUUUCUCGUGUCCCCAUAAUAGUCCUCAUGAGAGUGGUUCUUCAUCGCCCUGGAUGGGACAUUCUCGCUCCUCUUUCGUCUUGUAGUUAGAGAAUAGGGCCCUCGUUGGCAGUCGCCCUCUUGAAGCAAUCGAUGGUCUAGAAGGAAUACUAUCGCGGUACUACUGACAAAGGUGGAGUCGGGCCUCGGAGGUUCACGCACAGAACUUGUUUAGCGAGAAAACGGCAAGAAUAUAUAUAUCGGAACUGGUCGAAAGUGGAUUUUGCCCACGUUGUACGCCGACUGGUUUCCUACUCAGUCGCAUUCGUUCGCUUGGGUACCGCGCCGUGUAUCCGAGUGCUAACCCCACCGCAAACUAGGAUACGCGUUCAGCUUUAAGAAUAGCCCUAGUUGUGCUGUGAAACACUUAUAGUAGAAUAUUGCCUGUUUUUGCUGGGAAAGUAAAACAUUAUUUUCAUCGAACACCACCUCUUGAACGCUCGCUUCCAGUCUGUCGGCUAAAGCUGCUCAAGAAAUACCAAGUAACAUCUGCUUAAGCCCCUUUCCUUUUCGGUACCUACCGAAAUAGGCUAUGGCCAAUGACUGCAUGGUUCAAGUGUGCCUGUGCAGUUUUCGUCACUCAAACACUGAUACUUUUUAAAAGUGGAUUUUUUUCGGUUUUCAGGUGAGAAUUUAGAAAAGUCCACGCGGUUUAAACCCCGUAGAUUGUUCGGCUGAAGACUGAUGAAUACCGAAGAAUGGCCGUCUAGCGAGCUUGUCAUUAAACGAUUGCAGGUAUGAGUUGAAAACGUCGUUGGACGUUAGCGUGUGGACACCAGGAAAAAGGGAUACUGCUGAGGCCGCAAAAAAUACUGUAGAAACGUCGCUUACUGGGUUGGAAAGAUUUGGCUAUUCGCAAUUACGACCCUGCGUAUGGUUACCAUCUAUUCUGAACGAGACCAAACGCCAGUCAACGGUGUCGAAACUGGGUCGUUAGUCCUAAAUUCUUCUCGCUUGAUUGCAUAACGUGCGGUCUGUUUAUCGCAUGAAUUCCCUUCAACAGUGAGGAAGUGAACGUCCGCUUUUGCGGAAAUAGAUAGACAUUUUCGGUAGAAGAGCCUUUAAAUUGUUAUCUUACUCAUACGAACAACAGGGGUUUUAAAAGUUGCUUUUGUUGAAAUAAAUAGUUAAAGCGAGAAGUUCAUAUCCGUCAACGGCAUAUACACGUAGCCUGUAAACAUCGUCAUUGCUUGGUACGAUCAAACAGAGAAUAUAAUUUAGCCAAUAAUUGCACUGUUGCUUUAAGGCAGAACGGUGUCCGUGAGUGAAAACAGGAAAACGGUGGCGGCUUUUUGACAUUGAAGUGCAUACUGAGUAGUAUUUCGAACUUCAGUGUUGUUUAAGACUUGGGCAUUGGAACCCGUAGGUUAUUUAGUUAAAAUCCUUAGUAGGAAAAACUGUCACACUCUUAUUUCUACAAACUAAGUUUGCAUAAAGAGGUUUUCUUAAGUUGUUGACUUCGCUGUUGAUAAAAUUUUUUCCAAAAACCUUUAUUUAAAAAAACCUCUGAGUUCUGAUGUUGGAUGUUGCUUUUCGCCGCAUUGAGUGCUUGAGGCUGUUUGUAAGUCAGCAACCAUAGGGUCGUAUUCGUAGGGACAAAACGAGCUUUCCCGUUUUGAGGGAGGUCACUUCGUGGCAUGGACCGGAUUACAGUUUAACUGCUGUAGGUUACGAAUAACAUGAAAGUGACUCCUCAGCGAUAGAAUUGCAGGAAGGAACGGGUUUGCUAUGAUUCGUCGUGGAAUUCCAGUCACGCAUUAACCAGAAACCAGUGUAGAAGCCAUAGUGAUGAAGACGGAAGAUAAGGUGGCCAUUUCUAACUUAAUUUCGUCAAAAAGCAGCCGCGACGAUCUGGCCCAUUGCCAACUGGUUGUCGGGGUCAUGAGACAGGGGUUCUACCACCUGAACCACGGAGUUCUCGCUUUGUCAACUGUAGUCAGUAUUAUGCAUCUCAUGAAGUCGAGGCCCCACCAGUCCGAUUGUAGAAGGAAUAUAGUUAUCCGAUUUUGUCUUACGCCUGGUCCGGCGUUCCAUGUUCUGUUUAUCGUGCUGAUGACGCAGCUAUGCUGAAACUAACCACUCCAUCCUCCCUCAUAUUUUUCGGUAUUCAGCACGGUUCAGUUCAUACAGAUGUCAUGUUACAGUACGCCCACACUACUUGCUCGCUCAUUUUCCCCAAGCACUAGACCAUCAAUUACCUUUUUUAUUCUACUGCCUUUCCUGAGUCCUUCAAAUCCGUCAUCUGCAACAAUUUCUAAAUUGGAGUAUCUACCAGAAAUCAGACGGGGAAUGCUGGGGGACCCACUAAUGAGCCUAACACCUCACAGCUGUGUCAUGCAGCGGCAGAAUAUCGGCGAAACACGCGUGUAUGGGCUUUUGGCUAGUAACUGCCCUGUUAGUAUGCAAUCCCCUUACCCUGCUGAUUUUAGUCGUAUUUUUGGGCGUUUGCUAAACUGUCUUUUAAAUAGUUUUAAGUUAUUACGGUGUGCUCUUUACUUUAAAUCGAAAAGUUUCUCUGACGAGAACAAGAUUGGCAGGGCAAUUUUUGUCUGAUCUGUCGUCAUUAACCAUGACUAGGGCUUGAAAGCCAAAGAAAACUGUUCGCUGCCGAUAGGUGAGUGCUAAUUAAAUGGGAAUUUGUUCACAAAACUGGCUGCAGUUGACUGUCAUAGAGGGAGUACUGCAAAGUGUAAUUAAUUUUCGAAGCAGAAGCCACUCGUUUCCAGUUUGCCGAAAAUAUUCUAAACGUGCAAGCAUCUUAUUCGGAGGUUUCCUUGGAUUUGUAGCUCAGACUACGCCUGUAGGAGCAAACUAUGUGCAGAAGCAAAGACAAUAGAUCAUAGGUUUUGUUCUAAUUCACCUCUCUUUUCUCAUUCCCUCUAGAUUCCUCCUGAUUGCUUGCGAUGGUUUAUGGAAGUGUUUCCCUCCCGACGAGGCCGUGGCCCUCACUAAACGUCUGUUGGCCGCAAAUGACGUCAACCUAGACGUAAGCUCGGCUCCAUAUCUGUUUUUGAACAUAAUUUUAAGAAAAUGAUGUAUUUGAGUGCAAGUGUUUGAAUUAGUCGGUGUCCCCAGCACAUUUUAUACGCCCGUUAGCUCAUCCUAGGGUAAAUCACCGAACUCACGGUUAGAACACGCUUUCUGAUAGUGUAAAAUUACUACCUGGUAAAAGUCCUUGCCUGCAUAUAACAGGAUUGUCGCUCAAACAACAAAAUGCUAUGGAUUGAGUUAUUCAGCUGGUUUAAAUUACGACUGUGCUUCACGAAUUUGGGCGUAGGUAGGUCUUACAAGUCUAGUAGUAAAGAGUUUCCCCAAUUCCCAUAGUACAUACUGGCAAGCAUGCUGCUGUCGUUAAGCAGGAAGUUCCUCCGCAAGUCCAAUCAAAACGCUCAGACUAUAGCAAUCCUAUUUAUAAAGGCGGUUAAGUCGCGCGCCGGACAGUGUGGGAGGCGACUAACUGGAGAGAUGCUCAGGCUACCCUUACCUCGUACCACUUUAGGGUUCCUGAAUCGUGGCGAACGUCUACGAGUGGUCUUACUGAAGGCAACUUACAUCGAAGUAACCUCUUCUGUUUUGAAUCCUAUGUCACUGCCUCACAAGCCCCCAGCGCAUCUAUUUGAGUACUUGUUGUACGCCAGUUCUACCAAUCACCGACGAUUGACAAGUGAGGUGUCAGACUUAAAUCGCAUAAUCCGGUAACCACCGUCGAUGCUGCCUCGGAAUCGCAUUUUAACCUCUAUCAAACUAGGUCGUAUUAUAAUUUGUAACUGUGAGACACUUCUUUAAUAGUACUGACAGUUGACCUUGUUGAAGAAUGAUUUUUCUUUCUUAGAAACCUGGAUGUGAUCUCGUCGCACUGCAGCACUCCAUUGACGCAGUCUGCAAACAGUUGGUCACUGAGGCCGUUCUCCGCUUAUCCGGAGACAACGUCACUUGCAUCCUCGUCCUUCUUCUUGACCCUGAGACAGCAUAUGGCUCAUCCUGUAGCCCGUCCUCUCAUCAGUAG
Molecule: messenger RNA, 17550 nt
Organism: Spirometra erinaceieuropaei
Lineage: Eukaryota; Metazoa; Platyhelminthes; Cestoda; Diphyllobothriidea; Diphyllobothriidae
Source: the annotation of a GenBank genome assembly